GAGGUCGUAUUUGAUUUGUCCUUUCGCGGGCACCGUAGGAAGGAUGUUACGUAUGUACGUGUGUGUUUUGUUUUUUUAAAGAAAAGUACCGCGUAAAGAGAUCACGGCCUAGGAAUGAUUUGCUAGCCAUUGUCAGUAUUUGCUCUCUGUUGUUCUGCCUUUUUAAACAGUGUUUUUAAGAGCCAUGUCUUGCAGAAGAGGAGCUUUAAUUGUCCUUGAGGGAGUAGACAGAGCCGGGAAAACGACGCAAUGUCAAAAACUCGUACAUGCGUUGCAGCAGAGCGGACGAGCGGCAGAAAUGAUGCGAUUUCCAGACAGAACCACUAAAAUCGGUCAGCUGAUCAGUUCAUACUUGGAGAAGAAGAGUAAUCUGGAGGAUCAUACUGUUCACCUGCUGUUUUCUGCAAACCGAUGGGAAAUGGUGCCUCUGAUGAAACAGAAGUUGGAACAAGGGAUCGAUCUAGUGGUGGACCGCUAUGCGUUUUCUGGAGUUGCUUUCACUAGUGCCAAGCCUGACUUCUCUCUGGAGUGGUGCAUGAAUCCAGAUAUUGGACUUCCAAAACCAGACCUGGUGAUGUUUUUGCAGCUCAAUCCCAAUAUGGCAGCAAACCGUGGAGAAUUUGGAAUUGAACGGUAUGAAACCAGCGCCUUUCAGCGGACAGUGCAUCAAAGAUUUGAAGAGCUCAUGCAAGAUUCCUCAGUCAACUGGAAGGUAAUUGAUGCUGCAAGGACCAUAGAAGAGGUGCACAAAGAUAUUAAGCUUUUAAGUGAAGACAUCAUCAGUUUAGCCCAGAAUCAGCCAGUUGGAGAGCUGUGGAGGUGAACGGAUCACCUGAAACUUUUAAUAAAUACACUUUAAAUGUUUUUCUUUUUUCUGUCACUAUGUGGAAUAGUACAGAAAAUA
This is a messenger RNA of Sinocyclocheilus anshuiensis, 904 nucleotides long. RefSeq names its product thymidylate kinase-like. The transcript has 5 exons. Gene Ontology annotation, cellular component: cytoplasm; cytosol; nucleus. The record is from RefSeq and is a predicted model, not a curated record. Gene Ontology annotation, molecular function: ATP binding; dTMP kinase activity; nucleoside diphosphate kinase activity. Bases 185 to 823 code for a protein of 212 amino acids. Gene Ontology annotation, biological process: dTDP biosynthetic process; dTTP biosynthetic process; dUDP biosynthetic process. Lineage: Eukaryota; Metazoa; Chordata; Actinopteri; Cypriniformes; Cyprinidae.